Molecule: messenger RNA, 2811 nt
Organism: Arachis duranensis
Lineage: Eukaryota; Viridiplantae; Streptophyta; Magnoliopsida; Fabales; Fabaceae
Product: cyclic nucleotide-gated ion channel 2
Exons: 8
Coding region: 399-2552 (717 amino acids)
Source: RefSeq, a predicted model, not a curated record
UUCUGAAACUCUAAAUACCCCACACCGCUCUCCAUUCUCCAACCACCUCUUUCUCAUUUGCGUAACCGUAAGCACAAGUUCAUUAUUUCACCCCAAUUCACAUGCAAUUUCACUUUCUUUUCUACCCUUUUUGUCUUCUCAUUUGGUUUCAUCUUAUUUCCAUGCUUAAUUGCUUCCUCUUACCUCUAUAAUAAUAAUAAGUUACCAACACAAACACAAAACUACUCCACCAUGUGCCAACCCUGACACAUUCCAACCCCACCCUCUCCCUCUCUUCUUCUUCUUCAUGACCCUCAACUAACUCUCUCCUUCUAUUCUCUUUCAUUCAUUCACCACCACCACUUCUUCCAUUCUCUCCUCGUUACUUUCAUUCCCAUGGUUACCGUCUAUCCUCAACCAUGCCCAGCUUCUCCUCUCUCUCUGGGUGUAUUGCUCGACUAUUCAACUCUGAAUCCCACAAUUCAAGCGGCUCCAACAGAGGAGAUAGUACUACCAGCAGCGAUACUGUGGCUGAUGACAAUCCUGUCGCAGGACCCGUGGAGUGUUACGCCUGCACGCAAGUAGGCGUGCCGGUGUUUCACUCCACCAGUUGCGACGGCUUUCACCAGCCACAAUGGGAGGCUUGUGCGGGAUCCUCCCUAGUCCCAAUCCAGAAUCGGUCUAAAAAAGCUCCGACUGUUCGGACAAGAAUUCAGUCGGGGCCUUUUGGACAAGUUCUGGACCCGAGGAGCAAGCGUGUGCAAGUAUGGAACCGGGCUCUAUUGCUAGCGCGUGGAGUGGCGCUGGCAAUUGACCCGUUGUUCUUCUACGCGCUCUCCAUUGGGAGGGAAGGGUCGCCGUGCCUUUACAUGGAUGGAGGCCUGGCGGCGAUGGUGACGGUGGUGCGGACGUGUGUGGACGCGGUGCAUCUAUUCCACGUGUGGCUGCAGUUCAAGGUGGCGUAUGUUUCGAGGGAGUCGAUGGUUGUCGGGUGCGGGAAGCUUGUAUGGGACGCGCGUGCAAUCGCGUCGCACUACCUGCGAUCGAUGAAGGGGUUUUGGUUCGAUGCCUUUGUAAUUCUGCCAGUUCCGCAGGCUGUGUUUUGGUUGAUAGUACCAAAAUUGAUAAGAGAAGAGAAAAUCAAGGUCAUUAUGACCAUAUUGCUCUUAAUUUUCUUGUUCCAAUUUCUCCCUAAGGUUUACCAUAGCAUCUGCAUGAUGAGAAGAAUGCAGAAAGUCACAGGAUACAUCUUUGGAACCAUUUGGUGGGGUUUUGGCCUUAAUCUCAUAGCCUACUUCAUUGCUUCACAUGUAGCUGGAGGGUGCUGGUAUGUUCUUGCGAUUCAACGAGUGGCGUCGUGCAUCCGGCAACAAUGCGAAAGAACAAUGGGAUGCAACCUGUCUCUGUCCUGCUCUGAGGAGGUAUGCUACCAGUUUCUGUUGUCAUCAUCAGGGACAGUUGGAGGUUCAUGUAAUAAUGGAAAUGGAAACUCAACAACAGUUGUGGUUAGAAAGCCUUUGUGUUUAGAUGUUGAUGGCCCUUUCAGAUAUGGAAUCUACCAAUGGGCACUUCCUGUUAUUUCAAGCAAUUCUCUGGCUGUCAAGAUUCUGUAUCCCAUUUUUUGGGGUUUGAUGACACUUAGCACUUUUGGUAAUGAUCUUGAGCCAACAAGUAACUGGCUAGAAGUGAUUUUCAGUAUCUGCAUUGUACUCAGUGGAUUACUGCUAUUCACUUUGUUGAUUGGUAACAUUCAGGUGUUUUUGCAUGCUGUGAUGGCGAAGAAGAGAAAGAUGCAGCUGAGGUGUCGCGACAUGGAAUGGUGGAUGAGGAGGAGGCAGCUGCCUUCGCGAUUAAGGCAAAGAGUUCGCCAUUUCGAACGCCAGAGAUGGGCAGCAAUGGGAGGAGAAGAUGAGAUGGAAUUGAUCAAAGACUUGCCGGAGGGGCUAAGGCGAGACAUCAAGCGCUAUCUUUGCUACGACCUUAUUAAAAAGGUACCUCUGUUCCACAAUUUGGAUGAUCUUAUACUAGACAACAUAUGUGACAGGGUUAAGCCUCUAGUCUUCUCUAAAGAUGAAAAGAUAAUUAGAGAAGGUGAUCCAGUACCAAGGAUGGUGUUCAUCGUCCGAGGGCGAAUAAAGCGCAACCAAAGCCUCAGCAAAGGAAUGGUAGCAUCUAGCAUCCUUGAACCAGGAGGCUUUCUAGGGGAUGAGCUUCUUUCAUGGUGCCUUAGGCGGCCGUUCAUCGACCGGCUUCCGGCUUCCUCGGCCACAUUUGUGAGCCUUGAACCAACAGAAGCCUUUGGCCUUGAUUGCAAUCAUCUUAGGUACAUCACUGAUCACUUCAGAUACAAGUUUGCCAAUGAGAGGCUGAAGCGAACGGCGAGGUACUACUCAUCCAAUUGGAGAACUUGGGCUGCUGUCAACAUUCAAUUCGCCUGGCGGCGUUACAGGCAGAGGACUAGAGGUCCGGUGACCCCUGUAAGGGACAAUGGUGGCGGAGGCGGCACGGAGCGCAGGCUCUUGCAGUAUGCUGCAAUGUUCAUGUCAAUAAGGCCACAUGACCAUCUUGAAUGAGAGCUAUAUAUCUCAAUGUUGAUCAGAAUUUCCAGAGCUUUCAAGUUGGCAUAUAAGUCAUGGAAUUAUUCAUAAUAUGUAGAGAAGAAAUACAUGGAAAAUGGGCAUUUGCAUUUGGGAAAAACAAAUAAUAAAAAGGAUGAAUAAAGAUUUGCUAUGUUCUUUCAUUGUUUAUGUAGUUUUGCAAAUGAAGUUGUGUUGAGAAUUGUAAUCUUGGAUGAUUUACUUAAUGAAUGAUUUCUUUUUUCUUUUGUUCCAA